Messenger RNA from Tarenaya hassleriana, 2737 nucleotides. Its product is annotated as acylamino-acid-releasing enzyme. The record is from RefSeq and is a predicted model, not a curated record. Bases 23 to 2500 code for a protein of 825 amino acids. Gene Ontology annotation, biological process: proteolysis. The transcript is spliced from 18 exons. Gene Ontology annotation, molecular function: serine-type endopeptidase activity. Lineage: Eukaryota; Viridiplantae; Streptophyta; Magnoliopsida; Brassicales; Cleomaceae.
AGUUUUUCUUUUUUCCCUGUGGAUGGCAAAAGCCUUCUCUCUCCCAAUCAGUUGCUCCACCAACUGGGGAAUCCACUUCCUCUCACAUCGAUUUCUUCGUCUUCUUCCUCUUCAUCGUGCACUCGCUCCGUCAACCACUCUCUCGCGACCCAUCUCUCUCUCACGUUGCGACGGUAACUUUCGAAGAGUUGUGACCAUGGAUUCUUCAGGAGCUGAAUCUCCGAAAGAAUUCCCGGUCGGCUUGGAUAUAACAACUGAGGAAGAUUAUGCAGAGCACUCUAAGUUACUUAAGGAGUUCACUAGUAUCCCCAGCAUUGACAGGGCAUGGAUUUUCAAGUCUAGUGUUGGUUCUCAGGCAAUGUUUGCUAUGAGUCAAGCAAACCUUUUGGCUAAUAAAAGGAGAAAGUUUAUGUUAUCGGGCCAAAUCUCGAAAGAAAGUAACGGUUCUGUAGACUUCCAUUGGGCUCCCUUUCCUAUCGAAAUGUCUGGUGCAUCGGCUUUUAUCCCUUCCCCAUCUGGUUUGAAGCUACUUGUAAUUCGGAACCCCGAGAGUGAAUCUCCUACCCAGUUUGAGAUAUGGAAUUCGUCUCAGCUAGAGAAGGAGUUUCACAUUCCUCAAACAGUUCAUGGCUCUGUAUACGUCGAUGGAUGGUUUGAAGGGAUCUCUUGGAACUCGGACGAAACUCUUGUUGCUUAUGUUGCCGAGGAACCAUCUCGCCCCAAACCUACGUUUAACAAUCUUGGUUACAAGAAAGGGAAUUCUUCGGAUAAGGAUUGUGGAAGCUGGAAAGGUCGAGGAGAUUGGGAAGAGGAAUGGGGAGAAGCUUAUGCUGGAAAAAGGCAGCCUGCGUUGUUCGUUAUCAAUGUGGACAGUGGAGAGGUUCAACCUGUCAAAGGAAUCCCAAGGUCGUUAAGUGUUGGACAAGUUGUGUGGAGCCCAUACGUUAAAGGCUCGGCUCAAUAUUUGGUUUUUGUGGGGUGGUCAGGCGAUAAAAGAAAACUCGGUAUUAAGUACUGCUAUAACAGGCCUUGUGCACUAUAUGCAAUUAAGUUGCCAGAUUCUACGUUAGGGUCAGAAGGAUCCAAAGAGGGUUCAAAUGAAGCAUUACCCUUAUACAAUUUGACAAAGAGUGUAAGCAGUGGUCUUUUCCCUCGGUUCAGCAAGAACGGGAAGUUUAUUAUAUUCUUAUCCGCAAAGAGUGCCGUCAAUUCUGGGGCUCAUUGGGCAACCGAGUCACUCCACAGGAUCGAUUGGCCUAGUGAUGGGAAGCUUACUGAAUCUACAAAUGUAGUCGAUGUGGUUCGAGUAGUGAACUGCCCUGAGGAUGGAUGUUUCCCGGGGCUUUAUUCUACCGGGGUUCUGACUGACCCGUGGCUUUCAGACGGGCGUACUCUUAUUUUGUCUUCCUUCUGGCGCAGUUGCCAAGUAAUCCUCUCUGUGGAUUUGUUGAGUGGUGAAGUGUCACGAGUCAGUCCUAGCGACUCUGAUAGUUCAUGGAAUAUCCUCGCAUUGGAUGGUGAUGAUAUUAUUGCCGUAUCUAGCAGUCCAGUGGAUAUUCCUGAAAUCAAGUAUGGGAAGAAAACACUGGAUUCAGCUGGGAAGCCUUCAUGGAAUUGGUUCGGUAUUUCAAGCCCUGUAUUCAGAUGCUCUGAGAAGAUUGUGUCCUUGCUUUCAUCUCUUCACUUCAAGAUUCUGAAGAUUCUAGUCAAUGAUGCUUCUGAUUGUCUUACUGAAGGAGCUAAGAAACCUUUUGAGGCUAUUUAUGUAUCUUCAAACUCUAAGAAGAACGGGAAAUGUGAUCCGCUAAUUGUCGUUAUCCAUGGAGGCCCUCAUUCUGUCUCUCCAUGCAGCUUCUCUAAAUCACUAGCUUAUCUCUCCUCGCUUGGAAACAGUUUGCUAAUCGUAAAUUACAGGGGUUCAUUAGGGUUUGGGGAGGAAGCUUUACAGUCUCUUCCCGGGAAAAUCGGGUCUCAGGACGUGAAAGACGUGCUCGCGGCCAUCGACCUUACCAUUGACAUGGGACUUGCACACCCGUCAAGAAUAACCGUCCUUGGUGGUUCUCAUGGCGGGUUUCUGACUACCCACUUGAUUGGCCAGGCACCCGAUAAGUUUGUAGCAGCAGUUGCAAGGAAUCCUGUCUGCAAUAUUGCAUCAAUGGUUGGCAUAUCGGAUAUACCCGAUUGGUGUUUCUUCGAAGCCUAUGGGAACAGAAACCACUUUACCGAAGCACCCUCACCCGAGGAUCUCUCGCAUUUUCAUCAGAUGUCUCCUAUAUCCCACCUCUCUAAGGUGAAAACGCCCACCUUGUUUCUCUUAGGAGCUCAGGACCUUCGUGUUCCCGUUUCAAAUGGAUUGCAAUAUGCGAGAGCACUGAAGGAGAAAGAAGUGGAAGUUAAAGUCUUGUUCUUUCCCGAUGAUAAUCACCCUUUAGACAGACCGCAAACUGACUUUGAGAGCUUCCUCAACAUCGGUGUCUGGUUCAAGAAGUACUGCAAGUAGUGAACCAUGUGCUUCCUCAGCCUUUGCCCUCGAUCAAGAUUUUCGAUAUUAGAGAGGGUUGCAGAAAAAGAAUGCAAGUGUGGGUUACCAAAACACUCUAUUAUGGAUUAUCUUGAAAUCUUCAAAAUUAUUGGGCGCAUUUCGAAAAUAGGGAUAAUUUAGGGGGUGCUGAAUUAAUAAUCACAGACUUAAUGGUGUACAAUAAAUAUGAAGGCGAGUGGCGAUUACAGUUAUAUC